AGCAAAACACAAUGUGUUGGAGGAACUCAGUGAGUCAGGCAGCCUCUGUAGAGGGAAUGGCCAAACGAUGUUUGAGGUCUGAGCUCUUCUUCAGACUGAAAAUUCAGCUUGAAGGAGGGUCCCGACCAAAAGCAUUCUCUGUCCAUGCCCACCCCAGACCCAUUGAGUUCCUCCAAAGCACUCAGUGCUUUGUGUAAAUUUAGCCUCUGACUAAAUUGUGGGAUUGAAGUAAGUCUAAGCUUUUUGUUUUGUACCUCUUCCAGUUCAUUGAUGAAAUGAAGAGAAGAAGCAGUGAAGUCCCACAUUUCCACAGAGAUUCGGGAUUAGAUUGAGUGAUCAAAUUUAAGAAGCCUUUAAAGGAAAGAAAUGGACGCAAGCAUCUUUGAGGGAACAGAAACUGUUGAUUACUGUUACGAAUUUGUAAAUGGAUCCUGUCCUAAAGCAGACCGAACAAGCAGCGUGCGGGUUCUGUUGUAUAUACUUAUGACGUUAAUAAUUCUAUUUACCAUCGUCGGUAACCUGUUACUCAUCAUUUCAGUUUUCCAUUUCAAGCACCUUCAAACACCCACUAAUUAUCUAAUUCUUUCCCUGGCUACUACUGACUUUCUAUUGGGAUGUCUGGUUAUGCCUUACAGCAUGGUGAGAUCAGUGGAAACGUGUUGGUAUUUAGGAAUGCCAUUCUGUAAGAUUCACACCAGCUUUGAUAUUAUGCUCAGCACAGCUUCAAUAUUACAUCUUUGUUUCAUUUCUGUUGACCGUUACUAUGCAAUGUGUGAUCCAUUGAGGUACAAAUUAAGAAUAACAUUUUUUUCAGUGCAGAUAAUGAUCUUCAUUAGCUGGGGUGUUUCUGCUGUUUUUGCUUUUGCCUUGAUCUAUUUUAAAUUAAAUCUGAAAGGAAUUGAGGCAUUUUACUACAAUGAUAUUGCAUGCAAUGGGAGUUGCACACUUGUAUUCAAUGAAAUAUCAGGGGUGAUUGCAUCAAUAAUUUCUUUCUACCUUCCAGCAGUUGCCAUGCUCUGUAUUUAUUGUAAGCUUUAUUUUGUGGCGAUGAAACAAGUGAGAAGUAUAAACAGAAUAACCAUUGAACUUCAAAACAUCAGAGUAAAUAGAAGCCGUUGUUCACGAAAGCAAGAACAAAAAGCUGCCAAAACUCUAGGAAUCGUAGUGGGAACAUUCCUGAUCUGUUGGUCUCCAUUUUUCGUUUGCAACACAAUGGAUGCAUUUGUCAGUCAUUCUAUUUCACCAGUUUUGCUUGAUACCCUUGUUUGGUUGGGCUACUUGAAUUCUACAUUUAAUCCUGUUAUCUACGGCUUCUUUUUUGCCUGGUUUAGAAAAGCUGUAACAAUUAUUUACACAUGCAAAAUAUUUCAGCCUGCGUCCUCCAGAAUAAACAUGUACUGAAAGUAAAAUAUAAAGUAAGUGAAAAAACUUGCAUAUGUAAAUAAUAACCAAUUAGCUUAUUUUAACAUUAACAUUAUUAAGAUUUUUAUAAAUUUGCAAAUGUCGUGACUUUAAAUGUGCUGAUCAGAGGAGAGAAUCUUACUUCUAGUUCACUGGUUGUCUUCACACACAGAACAAACAUCCAGAGGCCUUCCCAAUUCCUCAUUCCACAAAAGCUUGAAAAUUCCUGCCCAAGUUAUGGAACAGCUAGCAAUAGUUUCUUUAAAAAACACUGUUUAGCCCACUCCCCACUCAUUUUUACUGUAUCACCUGGAAAUCUUUUUUGAUUUUUCUGGAUUUUAUAUGCAAUAGGUCUCAGAAUUAUAUACGUUGGUAAGAGUUUUGUCCUCACAUCCGUGGAUGCCUGUGCAACUCUCUUUUUCCUGAAAAAAUGGCGUGUGGCAGGACUAGAACAGGGAUUUUGUGGGAUUGAUGGGCAAAAGAGAAUGGAGGGAGUUGUGGAAAACCAUGACACAACGGAAUUCCCCCUUCACUCUCCUGGCCAACUGAGUUAAACUUCCUCAAGAAUGAGGAUUUUGAUGGAUACAGAAUCAGUGCUUGAUAGGAAACAUGGUGGAAGAUUGUUUAUCGAACAACGGUUUGUGACUAGUGGUGUGUCGCGGGGAUCAGUGUUGGGCCAAUUGCUGUUAAUCAUUUAUAUCAAAAUGCAACAGGUCCUUAUUCUUUCUAUUUGAACUAAAAUAGCUGGUAUCAUAGACAGUGAAGAUGCUUAUCAGGAAUUACAGCAGAAGCUUAAACAGCUGGGCAAAGGGCCGAGGAAUAAUAAAUGGAAUUUAAUUCUGACAAAUAUGAGGUGUGUUUUGGGUGGUCAAAUCAGGGCAAGAGCUUCACAGUGCACGAUAGGGCUCUGGGGAGUGUUGCAGAGCAGAGGGAACUUGGA
Messenger RNA from Leucoraja erinaceus (little skate), 2341 nucleotides. Its product is annotated as trace amine-associated receptor 1-like. Gene Ontology annotation, biological process: adenylate cyclase-activating adrenergic receptor signaling pathway. The record is from RefSeq and is a predicted model, not a curated record. NCBI's taxonomy places the organism in Eukaryota, Metazoa, Chordata, Chondrichthyes, Rajiformes, Rajidae. Gene Ontology annotation, cellular component: membrane. Gene Ontology annotation, molecular function: trace-amine receptor activity. The coding region runs from base 367 to 1401 and encodes 344 amino acids. The transcript has a single exon.